AAUUAUUUAUGGAUAUAUUUACGGGAUUUUUAUUUCUGUUCGUUGUGGAUGCUGCUUUAGCUGAUGAUGUUGUCGGUUGUGGAGGCUUUGUCAAGUCAGAUGUAGAUAUAAAUUAUUCUUUUAUAGAGAUGAAGCUUUAUACAAAGCAAGGUAUCUUGAAAUAUAAAACAGAUUGUGCUCCAAAUAAUGGUUACUUUCUUAUUCCUCUCUAUGACAAGGGAGAUUUUGUUUUAAAGGUUGAGCCUCCUCAAGGGUGGAGUUUUGAUCCUUUAAGUGUCGAUCUUCAUAUUGAUGGCACAACAGACAAAUGCACUAAAGGAGAAGAUAUCAAUUUCAUUUUUACUGGUUUUACAAUGUCUGGGAAGGUUGUUAGUAAAGGACGUCAGAUUGGUCCAUCUGGGGUUAAAAUUUUGUUGAAAAAUGAAGGUUCUGAGAGAGAAACUAAAACAACAGAGGAAGGAUUUUUCAGCUUCUCCAGAGUCCUCCCUGGAAAAUAUUCCCUGGCAGCAAGUCAUCCAACAUGGACAUUCCAGACUGCUGUUACCAUGGUAGAAGUUGUAAGCAAUAAUAUUGAAGUAAUGGAUAAACUUAUUGUUGCUGGUUAUGAUGUAAAGGGUCAUGUUUUGAGUGAACAUCAAGCCAUACAAGGAGUGGAUUUUAUUCUCUUUUCCCUUACACUCGAAGCAGAGGAUGUCCGUGGCUGUGAUCCGAUUGAACCAAGAAUUCUUGUAAAAAUUUCCAAGAAAGCUGAAGGGAAGCCAUUAUGCAAGACAAAAUCUCAAAAGGAUGGAACGUUUUUAUUUUCUAGUGUUCCAACUGGUGAAUACACACUGGUGCCGUUCUACGAGGGCGAAGUUAUAACUUUUGACGUUGUACCAACUAAACUGAAAUUCAAAGUCAAUUACAAAAGCGUUGUUCUGAAGACUCCUUUUGAAGUGCAUGGUUUCUCUGUUAGUGGAAAAAUUGUAAAUUUAGGAAACGGCGAGGGAAUCGCAAAUGCAAAGGUUUCCCUUGACGGUGUUUAUAAAACUGAAAGCAACAAUGAUGGAGUUUAUGUAUUGGAUAACGUUACUUCAGGUCAUUAUACAAUCCUGGCUGAAAAACCGAACAUCUUCUUCAAGCCAGUUAAAGUUCAAAUUAAUCCUAACACUCCACAUUUAACGGAUAUUAAACCAUCAAGCUACAAUCUUUGUGGUCAGUUAAAAAUUGAGGAACUCCCGACUGGAUCUUUGCAGAUGUCGAAGAGAAAAGUUAUUCUGGCUCCAACUGAAGGAAAGAAAACAGACGCGAUAUCAGCAACAACAGACAGCGAAGGAAAGUUUUGUUUCCAGGUUCAGCCCGGAAAAUAUCGUGUUCAGCCCGUUGUACUAACGCCAGAAAUGAACGCCGGUCUGGUUCUGAAACCCGAAGAGCACAAUGUUCAAAUUGUAAACGAACCACGUUUUGAUGUAACAUUCAAACAAUUCUUGGCAAGUGUCAGUGGAACAGUUCAUUGUUUAGACGGUAGCUGCGGCAGUUUGGGUAUCUCACUAGUGUCUCAACGUCAAACUGAUCAAAAGAAACUCACAGCUAUGGUCAAAGAUGGGUCAAAUGGAGGCACUUUCGUCUUCCCCAAGGUUCUACCAGGAAAGUACAAAGCUGUUGUACUGCAAGACCUGUGGUGUUGGAAGAAUAAAUCUCUAGAUGUUAUGAUCAUGGAGAAAGUUGUUACUGACAUGCAGUUUAUUCAGUCCGGCUAUGUUCUAAAAUGUUCUCUGACACACAAUAUAACAUUGCACUUUGCAUUAGAAGGAAGCUCUGAGGUUGUUGGCUCGUUCAACUUGACAAAAGGCGUGAAUAUAUUUUGCCUCAAUGAACCAGGAGUGUAUACAUUGACUCCGAAAUCUUGUCACCGCUUUGACCAAGAUUCUUAUAAAUACAACACCUCAGCCCAGACGUUCUUAACUUUUACUGCCAAGAAACAUUUAUUGUCCGUAAAAAUUCGUGCGAGUCAACUUGCACAAGAUUCAAAAUUAAAAAUAAGACGUCUAAAGGGAAAAACUGAGGAUAUUGUUGAACCUGUACUGAAAGAAAAAGAGCGUCGGUCUGAGGGCAACGAUACUGCGGCUAAGGAAGAAGAUAAACAAUAUUUAUAUGAAGUUUCCUAUUGGGCAAAGAAAGAUGAACAACUUGAAAUCACACCUGUUUCAUCAGAACUGCUUUUCUAUCCUCCUGUGAAAACUGUUGUAAUCAAAGAUGCAUGUCCUGGAGGAAGUGUUGAAUUCGAUGGGCAAGUUGGUGUAUUUAUUGAUGGACGUAUUGAUCCCCCAUUGGAGAAUGUCAAAGUGUUUAUUCAAUCUGAUUCAUCUGAGGGAUCCAAGGAGACUAUGACUGUGUCUAGUGAUGCCCAGGGAUUAUACAGAGUUGGUCCUCUUCAUGGGAAUCUGAGAUAUGACUUGUCUGCGACGAAAGAAGGAUACACUCUCAAUCCAGUACAAGGAGAGAAAGGUCACUUCAAGGCUGUCAAACUAGGGAAGAUAGAAAUUAAAGUGUCAGAUGAAUCAGGCAGUCUGCUAUCGGGAGUCUUAGUAUCAUUAAGUGGAAGCAGUUUUCGUCAGAACCGGAUAACAACUGAAAACGAAUCACUAAUAUUUUCUGACUUGGUUCCUGGUGAAUAUUUUUUUAAACCGAUGCUCAAGGAAUUUAUUUUUUCCCCUGUUUCUCAGAUUGUUCAACUCAAAGAAGGAACGACGGUAGUUGCAACAUCCGAAGGCAAGAGAGUGGCAUUCAGUUGUUACGGCUCCGUCACAUCGCUUAAUGGAAGACCUCAAAAGGAUGUUUCUUUAGAGGCGGUAGGUUUAGACAGCUGCGAGGGCAACCAAGAAGAAACAGUGACUGAUGUUGACGGACAGUAUAGACUUCGAGGAUUGCAGCCUGGUUCUACGUACCGAGUAAGAGUGAAAGCAGGCGAAAUGAACGCGCAUAUUGAGAGAUCUACACCUCAGUACAUUGAUAUUCAGGUAUUAAGAAAUGAUUUGGAAAAUGUUCGUAUGAUUGUGUUCCGAGAGACUGGUUUAGUGGAUGUUUCCGGGAAUAUUCUCACAGAUUCGCAAUUUCUCUCUUCAGUUAAGCUUCUCUUGUAUCGCGAGAAAAACCUGGAUUCACCAAUCCAUUCAACCACGGCAAGCCUGACCGGCUUCUUUCAAUUCCCACCGAUAGCAAGUGAUAACCAGAAUUAUAUGAUCAAGUUAGAAUCAAGUUUAUCUUCUCAUCAAUACAAAAUGAAAUUCCCCGAGACAGCUUUUACAGCUUCCGGGCAUCGAGUUCAUGUCAAGUUAGAAUUUAGACCUCAGAAACAUUUCUUAGAUCAGGAAGCAUCACACACAUCUUUUCUGUUUUUACCAAUUCUUCUCGGUGCACUCGUGAUUGGCGUGUACUAUUCUAAGAUUUCAAUUUUUGUUCGUGAUACAUUCCAAUAUUUACAAAAUGAACAAAUCCCUGAGAAUGGCGAAGAAAUGACAAGAAGUAAAAGAAGAAGGCGAUAAAAAAUCACACACACAGUCUUAAUAUUUAUUUACUAAUGAUUAAGAAAUUCCUCCAAGAUCGACGAAUUUCGCCAAAAUUAAGCCCGCCCCCUUUAAAUGUACAGUAGCAUUCGGCUUAUAUUUGUCUGGUGUGAACGUUUAUAGUAUUUGUAUCACGUCAGUUUGGGAAAUAGUAGAUCUGUGUAAAAGCGUGCAUUGUGCUAGACUGGCCAGUCGAUUGCAGUAGUGGACUUUAUGUUCUUUAUAUUGAGCCAACGAUGGUUGUGCUUCGUAUAUGAUCGUAACCAGCAUGCAACGGAACAAUGCUUUGUAAAACCGAGGCCGUGUUAGGUCAAUUUUUCUUGCAACUUGCAAUGCAAUUCUACUUUUGAAAAAAUGUAGAUUACUGCAGAACAUCUGUAGAGUGUAAUAAACACAAGUUUCCUAGUUACCAAAUUUACAUGUCUCAAAAGUAGAAUUGCAUUAGAUGCUGUGUUUUAUGUUUAGCAUUUAACUACAUUUUAUUCCUAUUUUCACAAUAUUUUCUGAGUGCUAGCAUAUUUUUAUUAUUGAACUGCAAAUUACAGCGUGAGUUACAAAAGUGGGCAGAGAUUAUUUUUGUGGAGCUUAACCACUGAAUUACACUACCAGCUGUGCGGGGCUGUUGCCUGUGUGUACGUGAGGGCCAAGCAGUAGACUUAAACUUUAGCUUGGCAGAGAGAAAAUAAUCUCUCUAUAGAUGGUGAUGAGGUAUAGAAAAAUUUGGUCUGAUUUUAUGCCCCAGGCAUGGCCAUAUACUUGAAGUAUGUAAUGUGUAUUUUUGUAAACACAAUUUUGUUUAACACA
This is a messenger RNA of Dendronephthya gigantea, 4349 nucleotides long. Its product is annotated as nodal modulator 1-like. The record is from RefSeq and is a predicted model, not a curated record. Bases 9 to 3524 code for a protein of 1171 amino acids. Gene Ontology annotation, cellular component: endoplasmic reticulum membrane. NCBI's taxonomy places the organism in Eukaryota, Metazoa, Cnidaria, Anthozoa, Malacalcyonacea, Nephtheidae. Gene Ontology annotation, molecular function: carbohydrate binding. The transcript is spliced from 39 exons.